AGUGCCGUUCCAGGCGUGCCUUGAUUCUCCACUCCCGCCCAAAUCAGACAGAACAGAAAGGCCAGCCUUCUCUCUGCGCUUGCUCGACUCGCAAGAUCGAGGCGAGUUAGUUUUCGGUCGUUCGCUGAAUUCUCAGUCCUGCCCUUGUUCUGACCUCAAAACAAAACAGAGGACGAUCCCGGAGUCAGGAAGAACCGACGGUGAAAAUCCCAUUGCAAAAUAUCUCAAAAGAACACUUAACAUCGAAUUUGGAGACAAUGGCUACUGCAAAUUGUUCAAACGUAGCGUCUACUCCCAAGCGAGUGGCCAUCAUUGGUUCGGGUAAUUUUGCCAGCGCCAUGUCCAUAUUCAUAGGGAAGAAUGCUCAAUCCCGUCCAGAAUUCGAGGAUCAAGUCAACAUGUGGGUGUUUGAAGAGGAGGUCAACGGACAAAAGCUCACCGAUAUCAUCAACACCACUCACGAAAAUGUCAAGUACCUGCCUGGGAUCAAACUGCCCGAGAACAUCAAGGCUGUGCCCGAUCUGACCGAGGCCUGUCAAGGCGCCAAUCUGAUGAUUUUUUGCCUACCCCAUCAGUUCAUCGUUCGAACGUGUCAAACCAUGAUAGGACACUUUAAUUCCAAAGAUGCUUAUGCUCUGUCCAUGAUUAAGGGAUUCCACAUUAAGGAAGGUCCGGCCAUUCAACUGGUGAGCGAGCACAUCACGGAGCAUCUUCACGUCCCAUGUGCCUCCAUGAUGGGCGCCAAUCUCGCCAACGAGAUCGCCCUACAGAAGUUCUGUGAGACGACAAUCGGGUGCGAAAAUCCGGCCAUGGGAUCCCUUUUCAAGCGCUUGUUAGAGACCGAAGACUUUCGCGUCAAUGUGACUCGGGAUUUUGGGACCGUGGAAAUGUGUGGAGCCUUAAAGAACAUCGUGGCCGUGGGAGCCGGAUUUGUGGACGGUAUCAACGGAGGAAACAAUACUAAAGCUUGCGUGAUUCGACUGGGCUUGGUGGAAAUGGUCAAGUUCGUCCGUCAUUUCUUUCCCCAAGCCAAUUCAACCACGUUUUUCGAGAGUUGUGGCGUGGCCGACUUGAUUACUACUUGCUAUGGAGGUCGGAAUCGACAAGUAGCCGAAGCCUUUGCGCGAGCCUUCCCCAACAAGAAGCUCGAAAAUUUGGAGUCGGAAAUGCUCAACGGCCAAAAACUGCAAGGCCCUCUCACCGCCCACGAGGUCUACGAUUGCUUAAUUAGAGAUCAAGUCCUGGAUCAAUUUCCACUAUUUGCCACGGUUCAUAGGAUCUGCAUUUCAGAGCAAUCACCGCAAGAUCUCAUUGAUAUUCUGAAGUCUCAGCCCUCCUCCUAUGGUGUGUUAGACGAUUAAAGAAGGUACCAAACACUCCCUACCUUCAUUUUAGACUCCAAUUCAUCGAGUCCUUUGCCUGAGAAUAACUUUGAUCGCGAAGGUAAUUUCGCAUUUUCAAACUCUCCAUGAAAUUCGGUCAAUUUGGACUCCAAGGCGUAGAACUCGAGGUAUCUGUCAAUAAAACAAAAAAACAAAUAUGGUUAAACCCCGCCAAAGGGUUUUCACAUUCAAGCUUUAUCACCUUACCUUCUGGCCACCGACCAUUGCAAAUCUUCUGCGUUUGCUAAAUAAAUAUCAAACGGAUGAAUCACA
This is a messenger RNA of Tigriopus californicus, 1655 nucleotides long. Its product is annotated as glycerol-3-phosphate dehydrogenase [NAD(+)], cytoplasmic-like. Gene Ontology annotation, molecular function: protein homodimerization activity; NAD binding; glycerol-3-phosphate dehydrogenase [NAD(P)+] activity. The record is from RefSeq and is a predicted model, not a curated record. The transcript has a single exon. Gene Ontology annotation, cellular component: glycerol-3-phosphate dehydrogenase (FAD) complex; cytosol. The coding region runs from base 258 to 1361 and encodes 367 amino acids. NCBI's taxonomy places the organism in Eukaryota, Metazoa, Arthropoda, Copepoda, Harpacticoida, Harpacticidae. Gene Ontology annotation, biological process: carbohydrate metabolic process; glycerol-3-phosphate catabolic process.